GCCAGGAAAAACAACAAAUAACGUAUGAAGACUUGCAACUAGAUCUGCAAACGGGCAAAGGUUGAUAUCUAAUCGUUCUGCAAAGAUAGUGAAAAGAAAAGAGGACAUUGCCGAAGAACUAUUGUCAUCUCCUAGUUUCAAAAAUAUCAAUUAGGAUGUUAAGCUCAAUCACCUGUGAGAAGAGCAAAUGACAAAUACGUGAAGACAUAAGUGUCCAACCUGCGACCUAUCAUAUUUUCUCAACCACUUGGUGAACCCUGUCAAAUUUGAAUUUCCAACGUUCGUUGGAAUUGUAUACUUUUUGUUUGACAUUCCCGGCAGUAAUGGCCUUGAAAGGUGUGAAAGUGCUGGAACUCGCCGGCUUAGCUCCAGCUCCAUUCUGCGGAAUGAUCCUCUCCGAUUUUGGCGCCGAUGUCAUCCGAGUAGAUCGAACGGACCAUGGAUUUAACCAAAGUGUUACUGACAGGGGUAAAAGAUCCAUUCAAAUCGAUUUGAAACACACGCGGGGAAAAGAAAUGCUGAAAGAGAUGUGCUUGAAAUCUGAUGUUCUGCUUGAGCCUUUUCGGGCAGGUGUGAUGGAAAAGCUCGGUUUGGGUCCUUCCGUAAUGCUGGAAGAUAACCCAAAGUUGAUUUAUGCCAGAUUAACGGGCUAUGGACAGUUUGGAGCAUUUGCCAAGAAAGCCGGACAUGACAUCAACUAUAUAGCUUUAUCCGGAAUGUUAUCGAAACUUGGUCGAAAAGAUGAACCUCCCUACGCUCCCAUCAAUUUGUUGGCCGAUUUUGCGGGUGGAGGACUUACUUGUGCCAUGGGAAUUAUGGCUGCCUUGAUUGAGCGACACAAAACCGGCCACGGUCAAGUCAUAGACGCAAACAUGACUGAAGGAGCGGCCUACGUUGGUAGUUGGAUUUACAAAUCACAGGAUCGGUUCUUUUGGGGGAAACCCCGAGGGGAAAACUUCCUGGACUCGGGUUCCCACUUCUACGAGACUUAUGCCACCAAAGACGGCAAGUUCUUGGCCGUGGGAGCGAUUGAGCCUCAGUUCUAUGACCAACUGCUCAUCGGAUUGGGCUUGACUUCUGAUGAGCUACCCCAAUUUGGCAAUCCGGACGAAUUGAAAGCCAAGUUACAGAGAGUAUUUAUGGGCAAAACGCGGGAUGAGUGGACGCAGAUAUUUGACAAGCUGGACGCUUGUGUCACCCCUGUCCUGGAAAUGGAAGAAACAUCCACAUUUGCACAUCAUCAAGAACGCCAGGCUUUCGCUCCAAAUGCGAAAGGGCAAUUUGACCCAAUCCCCGCACCACGGUUGUCUAAUCACGAAUCGUCGUAUUCGGAUAUCGUGGCCAGGGCAGAGCCUGAAAUGGGGGCUGACACUAAUGCCAUUCUCCGAGAGUUCAACUUUAGCUCGGCAGAGAUUGAGGUUUUGUUAGAUGACAAGAUUGUGCAACAAGCCUCGCAACCCGACCUGAAGUCGAAAUUGUAAUCCUGGAGCCAGAAAGUUUUUUACAUUCACCCUGAUGGGUUGACGCCAUUUUAUCCCCCUUAUCAGAUAUGGUUUCCAAUGAAUCGUCUUCGACAUUUGCAAACCAAGACUUUCAUGGCCUGGUUGAAUAGUUGCCUAAUUUCGGUCGAAGGUAUUUGCUGAAAUGGUGCCAAAGGAUCGAAAUGGUUUCACAUUUAAGCAAAAAAAAACGCUAUGACCGUGCUGGGAUACCAAUUUUAGCUAAUUCACCAAGCACUUAUUAGUUCAAUCUUGUGAUCAUUUUUUAAGUGUUUUUUCUCCAGAGCCCAUAGCUAAAUUUAAGUCUCUUUAAAUAAAGAAAUUCAAAACAA
Molecule: messenger RNA, 1831 nt
Organism: Tigriopus californicus
Lineage: Eukaryota; Metazoa; Arthropoda; Copepoda; Harpacticoida; Harpacticidae
Gene: Amacr
Product: alpha-methylacyl-CoA racemase-like
Exons: 5
Coding region: 324-1481 (385 amino acids)
Molecular function (GO): catalytic activity
Source: RefSeq, a predicted model, not a curated record